Molecule: messenger RNA, 2688 nt
Organism: Esox lucius (northern pike)
Lineage: Eukaryota; Metazoa; Chordata; Actinopteri; Esociformes; Esocidae
Gene: rnf13
Product: ring finger protein 13
Exons: 10
Coding region: 269-1417 (382 amino acids)
Biological process (GO): positive regulation of DNA-templated transcription; protein ubiquitination; ubiquitin-dependent protein catabolic process
Cellular component (GO): nucleoplasm; cytoplasm
Molecular function (GO): zinc ion binding; ubiquitin protein ligase activity
Source: RefSeq, a predicted model, not a curated record
AUGUUGCCUGCUAUACACUAGAAGGGGAUUAUUGUUGACAUACUUUCGUACUGCCCUGUUCAUCUAACUAACGGAAUGACGUUCUUGGACAUUAUUGUGAUUAUCCGCAUAGAUAACAUAUAAUAGUAAUGUCAGUUUUUGUCGUAUGUUUUCUAAACCAGAGGAAACUUCGGUCUGAUUUUAAGGUGUGAGAGCAGUCAGCCUGUGGACUGCCCGUUGGUGUCUGUGCAGGUGUGUGUCAGUGGACUGGCACUGCACGGAAUGCAAGAUGCUGCUCUCCCUGGGGAUGCUGAUGCUGUCUGCCACUCAGAUAUACACCAUCUUCACAGUGCAGCUCUUUGCCUUCCUCAACCUGCUGCCUGUCCAGGCCGAUAUAUCUGCAUAUGCAUUUGACAACAAAACCGGGAACUUCGAUGACCUGCCGGCACGGUUUGGUUACCGGCUACCCAGUGAUGGACUCAAGGGGUUUCUGAUCGGGGCGCGGCCGGAGAAUGCCUGCGAGCCCAUCAUCCCACCCCCUACCCGGGAGAAUGUCACUGGAGCCUUCAUCGUACUCAUCAAACGCUACGACUGCAACUUUGACAUCAAGGUCCUCAACGCCCAGAAGGCCGGGUACAAGGCAGCCAUUGUCCACAACGUGGAUUCUGAUAACUUAAUCAGCAUGGGAUCCAAUGAUCUGGAUAUUUUGAAGCAGAUCGACAUUCCAUCAGUGUUUGUGAGUGAAGAGACCGCAAACUCCCUGAAAGAGGACUACACUUAUGACAAGGGAGGUCACGUGGUCCUCAUGCCGGAUUUCAGUCUGCCUCUGGAAUACUACCUGAUCCCCUUCCUCAUCAUUGUGGGAAUUUGCCUCAUCCUCAUCGUUGUUUUCAUGAUCACCAAGUUUGUCCAAGACAGACACAGGGCCCGGAGAAGCCGUCUGCGCAAGGACCAGCUGAAGAAACUCCCCAUCCACAAGUACAAGAAAGGGGACUCCUAUGACGUCUGCGCCAUCUGCCUGGAUGAGUAUGAGGACGGAGACAAACUCAGAGUGCUGCCCUGCUCUCAUGCGUACCACAGCAAGUGUGUGGAUCCCUGGCUGACCAAGACCAAGAAGACUUGUCCCGUGUGCAAGCAGAAGGUGGUUCCGUCCGCGGGCGACUCGGACUCCGACUCGGAGGAGGGAGACAGCGGGCCUGACGAGAACGAGGCGUCAGAGAGCACCCCGCUCCUGCGUUCCCUGGCCUCCACCAGCGGCCACUCCUUCGGCACCAUGUCGGGCGCCUCCCGCUCCGAGCCCGAACCAGAGUCCUCCGAGUACGAAGACGACCGCCUGGACACCAGCGACGACAGCGAGGAGGACGUCACCGUGGAGACGGUGGUGGUGCAGAUGCAGGAGCCCCGUCUCGACGACCACCAGGACGCGCCUCGUGCCUGAUUGGCUGGCCCGAGUUGACGGACAGGCGGACCCCCCCCCUCCCCCCUCCCAGAGGGCAUGUCAGUGGCAGAGACUCAUGUUUGAGGCCGGCGUGUGCUUCAUUUUGACCCUUAUUAAAAACUAGUUUUUCCUCCCUUAUAGUUUAGAAUGCAAAUCACUAUAAUUCUCCUUUGUCGUUUUUUUCGACCUGAUUUAACCGAACAACAGAGCGAUUUGCGGACGAGGAGAGGGAUCGCGUUUUUUUGGGCCGACAGGGUGUGAAUUACAUAGGAUUGUUGCCAUACGUUACUGUACUGUGGUUUGUCGGUAUGGGGUUGAACCCGGGCAGACGUCCCUGAUGGGCUGUUCAUUCUGCCGGACAGGAGAAGUGUUGUCAACAUGCCUAACUUCUUCAAAAAUAUAUAUUAUUUUGUAGCCUGCCUUUCUGUAUAUCUCUGUAUCAGAAGUUGCGGAAGCUAAAAAAUAUAUAUAUAUUGUAUUCCUGAAAAAUCUUAAAAUACUAAGCAGCAGCCUUUUUUAUAUAAACAUUUUUAUUGAAAUUACCUUUUCCACAUGACUUUUUCUGAGUGUUUAGAGAGUCGACAGGACAUGGGGUUUGCCAGUUUCUCUCUGGCCUGAGAUGUCGGAGCUCAUCGGUUCAGUUAACACGCAGACCCAAUGACACCAAACCAGCGGCAUAUCUGCAUUCGGCCAAUGGAAGAUCGUCUAUCCUUGUUUGUUUUCCCGAUUUCAUAGGUAACCUCUCAAUGGUCAUGUGUCUUACAAACUGAAAAGAUGGGAGGGGCUUAUUUGUGUGCGCACACGCAGCGCUGUUGGGGAAGUCUCCAUUUUGAAGUAGUCACUUUACUAGUACACCUAAUUGGCUGAUCACAUGAUGCAGCCAGGUAGUUCCGAAUUCCCACGCAGUUGAAUGCAUAAAAAGCGGCGGAAGCCCUGAAACGCAUCACGUUUGCUUCGUCUAUUAAUCUAUAUGGAUCUUACCCAUGUCUACUCCGCUAUUGGCUGCUCAGAUCCUAUCACAGACCACUCAGAAAAUGUAAGAUGUAAUUAAUAGGUCUCACAACAUGCGUUUGGUAUCACAUCAUUUAAUUCUAAUACAGCAGGUGGGCCUUUCUACGUAUAAAAUGUUUCUGACACGACAUUAACUGUUCUAUGUUGAUUAGACCUGUUGCCUUUUUUUUUAUGUACUGUAUUGUAAAUGUCUUAUGCUCACCCAUGUCUGUAUUUAAUCAGAUUUUGCUUCAAUAAAGAAAAACAAUACUGUCAGUCAA